AUGAGCAACCCCGCUAAAAACAACUUUGAUAUGUCGAACUUGGACCUGUCUCUACCCGCCGCUGCCGCCGCUUUGAGUGAGGAGGAUCGCUCUGAUUUAGUGAAUGCGCUCAAGGAUAAACUGAGCAAUCUGGCUGGGCAGCACGCAGAGGUUAUGGAGAAACUGACCCCAAAUGUGCGGAAGCGCGUCGAGGUGCUUAGGGAGAUUCAGGGCCAACAUGAUGAGCUAGAGGCUAAGUUUCUUGAGGAGAGAGCAGCACUUGAAGCGAAAUACCAGAAACUUUAUGAACCAUUGUAUACAAAGCGCUUUGAGAUUGUAAAUGGUGUUGUGGAAGUUGAAGGAGUGACUGAUGCUUCAGCAGACCAGGGAGAUGAUAAAGCAAAUAAGGACAAAGGUGUGCCCGACUUCUGGCUGACAGCAAUGAAGACAAAUGAGAUUUUGGCUGAGGAGAUUUCAGAACGUGAUGAAGAAGCUUUGAAGUUUCUCAAGGAUAUCAAGUGGUCUAGGAUUGACGAUCCAAAGGGUUUCAAGCUCGAGUUCUUUUUUGAUACGAAUCCAUUCUUCAAGAAUACUGUGCUUACAAAAACAUACCAUAUGGUUGAUGAGGAUGAGCCGAUACUAGAGAAAGCAAUAGGGACACAGAUCGAAUGGUAUCCAGGCAAAUGCUUGACUCAAAAGAUUUUGAAGAAAAAGCCAAAGAAGGGGGUAAAAAAUGCUAAGCCAAUAACAAAGACUGAAAAGUGUGAAAGUUUUUUCAACUUCUUUAGCCCUCCAGAGGUUCCGGAAGAUGAAGAGGACAUUGAUGAGGAUGAGGCUGAGGAACUCCAGAAUUUAAUGGAGCAAGACUAUGACAUUGGCUCAACUAUUCGGGAUAAGAUUAUUCCUCAUGCUGUAUCAUGGUUCACUGGGGAGGCUGCUCAAGAUGAUGAACUUGAUAUGAUGGAGGAUAAUGACGGUGAUGAUAAUGAUCACGAAGAUGACGAUGAUGAUGAUGAGGAAGAGGAUGAAGAUGAGGACGAUGAUGAGGAUGAUGAUGAAGACGAAGCUCCUGUCAAGUUCUCAAAGAAGCCAUCUCGACCGAAGGUAUGUAAAAUUUCUAUAUAA
Messenger RNA from Striga hermonthica, 1104 nucleotides. NCBI's taxonomy places the organism in Eukaryota, Viridiplantae, Streptophyta, Magnoliopsida, Lamiales, Orobanchaceae. The record is from the annotation of a GenBank genome assembly.